GCAGCAACACCUUAAGUUCAUUGACAAGCUUCGGCAAUCAAGCAAGUGUCACUAGCUCAGCCAGCUCCACAACUACAACUACUACCACUUCAAGUGUAUCACUGAAACCAACAACGGGAUUUUCAAUUACUUCUCUUGCGACGAGUUCAGCUCCUCAAACUACAACAGCGAGUGCACCCGUGUCUCUUCCAGUAACUUCUACUGCCCCCACUACUGCAACUGCCGCCGUUCCUCAAAUUACUUUUGGAAAGUUGGAAGAUCAAAUUAAUUUAUGGAUGAAUGAGUUGACACAGUUUGAGUCGGACUUUCAUUCGCAAGGGCAAACCAUCAAUUCAUGGGAUUCACUGCUCAUUUCCAAUGGCCAGAAGUUGAUUGAGAUGAAGCAAACGACCGAGAAGCUUAGAAGUGCUCAUCGUGGAUUAGAUCACCAAUUGGAUUUUAUUAUUGCUCAGCAGAAGGAACUGGAGCAAUUACUUGAUCAGAUUGAGCAGAACAAGUACGAAAGUGGCUCCAACUAUGUAAACACCGAGCGCGAGCACACGUACUCGAUGGUGGAGACGGUGAACAAUGAUCUCAAUGCAAUUGGCAGUGACCUCAAGGACUUUAUUAAGAAGCUGAACGAAACUAAAUCGAAUCAAGACUCGAACGACCCCAUUGUACAAAUCUCAAAGAUCCUCAACUCGCACAUGAACGUGCUGCAGUGGGUGGAGAACCAAAUAAAGAACCUCAAAGUGAACUGCUAA
This is a messenger RNA of Rhagoletis zephyria (snowberry fruit fly), 743 nucleotides long. NCBI's taxonomy places the organism in Eukaryota, Metazoa, Arthropoda, Insecta, Diptera, Tephritidae. The record is from RefSeq and is a predicted model, not a curated record.